GUCUUUUGUCUCCCAGCCUUGUCUUUUUCCUCUUGUCUUCUUUCCUUCUUCAUGCCAUUAGCCAUGAUAUUAAUCCCUUAAUUACUAUGAUACCCUAUCAAUUGCCCCUUUUGGCGAUGGCACAAGCAGCGCCUCUCCCCUCUCGAUUCGGCGCCUUCUGCUUCCGGCCGGCGCCUCCUCCUUCGUUAGGUAAGCGCCUCUCCUCCUUCCAUCACUUCUUCGCCCGCUCUCUCCUCCCCUUCUGCUCCCUCAGCGCCCCCAUCCCUUUUUCGCAGGCGCCUCUCCCCUCUCGAUUCGGCGCCUUCUGCUUCCGGCCGGCGCCUCCUCCUUCGUUAGGCGCCUCGGCCCUCUCGAUUCGGCGCCUUCGCUGCUCCCGGCCGGUGCCUCGUCCCUCGUUAGGCGCGAUUUUGCUUUUAGGUUACGGUAUAUGCAUUUCCACAAGUAGUUUGGUAGUCUGGAUCAGUGGCGCCUUUCUCUUUGUAGGCGCCUUGCGAAAAGUAGCGAAGGCGCUCCUUUGUAGAAUUCCCUUUGGUGAUUUUAAUGUGAUGCUGCUUGUAGGCUCCUUUGUGAAAUUCCUUUGUUUGCUCGCAGGCUUCUUCCAAAAGCACUGCUCUGCUUACUCGCGCCCUGACACUUUGUUUGCUCGCAGGUUUCAAUUUCAAGGCGUCAGAAGCGCCUAUCACAGCACAGUCACGGGAGGCAACGGUUUUUUACCCGCGCGUUAUCGGCUUAGGCGUUGUACACGCUUCUCUUCCAAGGUUGACUUCGCUGCUUACCACUCACUCAUGGCCUCCAACAAUUCUCAACCUUCUGCGUCUGCAAGAGGCGCCUCUGCCUCUAAGAAAGGAAAAGAGAAGGCGUCCUCAAGCAAAGUUAGGAAGAUGGUGGAUCGAACAGUGUAUAGACGAUCCAAAUGGAGACUCGCCGAGAUUGCUAGUGACAUCGAGGAUGAUCAGUCAUAUACCCGCCAGGAGGUGCUUACUGAAGAUGAUGCGUCAAGUGCGGACUCCGGCCCUCGUCCGCCUUCUCAGAUGGUUACCGAUUCAGGCUAUACGAUUUUGCCAUGGCGGGGUAUGUGGGGUGGCGAGGUGCCUCCCUCUUCGGCGCGCCUACUGGGUCCUGACAAGCGACCCAGCAUUCAACUUCAUCGCAUUGUAUCUUAUAUCCGCGGCCUCGGUUACCCUACGGAUUGGGGAUAUGCGAUUCCGGAUCGUAAUGCUCGCAUCGGGAGUUGUCCCGAGGGUUGGUUUGCGGUUUACUCGGAGUAUCUGAAGUGUGGUUUGAAAUUCCCCUUGGAUCCUAUUUUGUCGGGUAUUUUGGAGAUGGUUGGAUGCCCUCCUAGCUUCCUGUCCCCUUCGCUUAUCUUUCACACUUGCGCCUUCCGACUCAUCUGUAAGCGCCUAGGUUACACCCCUUCAUUCUCUAUCUUUCGUAGCAUAUAUGCAUUGGAGCGGGGUAAGCAUGGCUGGUCGGCGGUGAAGCGCGAUAGUAAGUACCAGGGGCGGGUUUGCAAGGGAUCACCUAAGCUCCCUAGCAAAUGGUAUUGCUCUUACUUCUUUAUUAGGCCGACCCCCGGCACUUGGCAUGCGCCAACUUCGGCGCCUCUCUCGACUCUGUGGGGUGAGGGUUCGGAAGAAACUUGGGCUAAGGCUUUUACCCUUGCGAAGUCUGAGCGGGAACAGAAGCACCACAUUCUUCGUGCUCCCCCUGUGGAUUUUGGGAGAAAAGGGGAGAGAGCGCGCGCCCUGGGAGAACUUUACGACCAUGAUUUUGACUACUCGAGCCUAGCGAAGAUGACUAAGACGAUUCCUGGGACUUCCAGAGCUAGGGCACAGAAGGCGCCUAGCAUCCCUGCCGAGCGAACGCCCCGUUCAUCUGGCAAGGCGUUUGAUGAUGUCGAGGAGGCGUCUCCUCGACUGUUUCCUUCCUUGGGGUCGCGCGACCCUCUCCCAGAGAAGACCUUAGGCAAGCGCCAUGCCUCGGCUGACUCUCCCAUUGUGGUUCCGAAGAAGAAGAACAAGCCGAGCCUUGGGAGCAUUGAUGAGAUUUUGGCACCUCCUCGCUCACGACGUGCCGUAAAGCCGAAGGAGCCUGUUCCAAUCUCUCCGUCCGCUGCUCUUAAUGCUCCAAGCGCUUUUACUUCGGCCUUGGAGUUGAAGAAGUUCCUUAAGGUUCCCCUUGACGAGGGUACCUCUCCUGCAGGCUCGGCGUGUCAGCACUUGUUCCAGGCGAUGCUUGAGGUGAUUACUCUUUCUGACAAGAGUGCGGAGAAUCGGGAUCGUGCCCAUCAGAACUUUCUGCAGGCUUCUCAGUUGAAAACUGACAAGAUCACCCUCCAAGGUGUUAACUCUCGUCUGGAGGAUGAGUUGGCAUCGGUGAAGCGACAGCUUUCAGAUGCCUUGGCUGCUGAGAGUGUUUCUGCUCGUGAAGAGAAAGAGAAGGAGAUAGCCUUCCAGGCGAAGCGGAUUGAUACCUUGGAGAAGGAGCUGUUGGCGAUGUCUGCCGCUAGGGGUCACCAGAAGGAGGAAUUUAAGAAGAGACUGAUCAAGGAGCGUGAAGAUGCCGUAGAUACCCACUUGUCAUCAGCGGAAUUCCGUGAGUGGCAGCAGAACCUGCUGCUCGGAGUAAAGAAGAGGGCUUUCAUCGGCAUUCGCAAGAAGGUCCGCUCCGAUAAUCCUGACAUGAAGUGGGAUACUCCGGAGGUCUGGCAGGCUAUGGAUGACUACUUCCUCUCCCUUGGUACGGAUAACGAGCCUUCUGACUCGGACCCGUACCCCUUAGACGAGGGUGACUCUUCUGCCGAUGAUGUGGAGGUUGACGUUGAGAAGGUUGGGGAAGAGGGAGUAGGUGACAACGUUGAUGCCAAUGCUGGUGCCGGGGAAGGUGGUGGGGACGUGGUUGCUGUUGAUGGUCAGGGUGGCGCCUCGGAUGGUGGUACCGAUGGUGACUCUAGCUCGUCCGACAAUCAUUCGAGCAAGUCAGACUAGUAGAGUUGGGACGUUUUUUCUUUUCCUUGUUCGUUUGGACUUAGUCACUUUUUAUGUUAUCUUCUGCUCAUUUCUCCUUUGCAUGUCUGUGGAUGUUUUAGCCUUCGGGCUGUUAUUUUGGAACAGCGUUAUCAGUAAGUUUUCCGUUUUCUUGGACCUAUUGUGAAUGUUGUUUCAUUCCUGUCAUAUAUUUGAUAGGAAGUGGUAACGCGCCCAGGCUCUUUCUU
Molecule: messenger RNA, 3214 nt
Organism: Linum tenue
Lineage: Eukaryota; Viridiplantae; Streptophyta; Magnoliopsida; Malpighiales; Linaceae
Source: the annotation of a GenBank genome assembly